GUCGCGAGCGUCAUUGGUGACUGUAUUGCCAUUUGCCAUGUUCUUGUCUGACGUAUAGGUUAGAAUAGACAAAUUACGCGUAAUAUAAUCGUGUGUAUAAGAUUGUACACGUCACAAAAAUCGAGGAAAAUUGAAAAUAAACUAUAUCUACAUCAUUCCUUACUGACGAGCGUGCUGCUUCGAAUAUGGUCUACGUAACGGACGAUGGUAACGUGGUGAAAUCUACUCCAUGGGGAUUAAGAAGAGUUUUCGGAUUCUUCACCGGAAUAAUUUAUAUGAUCAUCAUGUUUUUCCAAACGUUAAUCAAUCCCGGCAUGAAUCAAUCGAGCAGUCACUCAAGGGAUUACCGUUCAGGCCCAGGUUCCGGGCCGCGUCCUCCACCACGUAGACUUGGCAGACCGAAUACAGGAAACAAUGUUGACAUUCCAUUUUUCGGAGGUUGCAGCAGUUGCGCAAGAUGAAAAAGUUAAAAUCUAAAAAAAAAAUAUAUCGUUAUAUAUACUUCGAUGGAAGAACUAAAGUAAUUAGCAUUAGCCGAGACGGUGGAAGCGAGAGGUGGAAAUCCAAUUUAUAUUUGUAUCAUUUAUCUUUUGUUAUAUGAAAAAAAAUGUAUGUUAACACAUUUAAUAUAUCAAUGUAAUUAUUAUUAUUAUAACUUUCAUUAAAGGCAUUUAAAUUCUUCGAAAUUUUUUAAAGUAUUAGUUUUAUAAACGUCACAUGAUUCAUGUAAAAAAAUUGAUAGAGGAUGUUACCUUAAGUACCUGGAAUUAUUUUCUUUCUAUUGAUAUAUGUAAUACCACAAAUAUAAUCUAUAACAAAAAUAA
Wasmannia auropunctata (little fire ant) is the source of this 824-nucleotide messenger RNA. RefSeq names its product selenoprotein K-like. The coding region runs from base 186 to 461 and encodes 91 amino acids. The record is from RefSeq and is a predicted model, not a curated record. Lineage: Eukaryota; Metazoa; Arthropoda; Insecta; Hymenoptera; Formicidae. Gene Ontology annotation, cellular component: endoplasmic reticulum membrane; Golgi apparatus. The transcript has 4 exons. Gene Ontology annotation, biological process: calcium ion transport; endoplasmic reticulum calcium ion homeostasis.